UACUCGAUAAUGAGCCAGCCAAUUGUGACCGUGAAGCAAGGUAAAUUGAAGGGAGGAAUAGUGAAAAAUGUUUUAGGAGGAAAAUAUAUCGCGUUCAGGGGGAUACCGUAUGCUGUUCCACCCAUUGGAAAACUCAGAUUUAAGGACCCGAUACCGAUUGGACCGUGGACCGACGUUAAGGACACCACGAAACCCACUCAAUACUACUGCCCGCAAAAGCAGAUCUACCCACCUUACCAAAUCAUCGGAUCCGAGGAUUGCCUUUACCUGAACGUCUACACCAAUUCUCUCGAUCAAUCGAAACCGGUUAUGUUCUAUGUUCACGAGGGUGCAUUCAUAUUUGGUAGUUCGAGUUUUCAGGACGUGAGGCCCGAUUACUUGCUCCCGAAAGACGUGGUGGUCGUCUCGACUAACUACAGAGUCGGUGCAUUCGGAUUCCUAAAUCUGGGCCACCGAGUCGCGGCCGGGAAUUACGGCCUCAAGGAUCUGAUCUUGGCUUUGGAAUGGGUGAAGGAAAAUAUCUCCAACUUUGGGGGGGAUCCUAACAACGUGACGAUUUUCGGCGUAAGCGCAGGAUCGGUUUUGGUUCACGCUUUGCUCUUGUCGCCACGCGCGAAAGGAUUAUUUCACAAAGCGAUCGCGCAGAGCGGAAUGCUUUCGAGCGCCUGGAGCAAGAAUCAAAGUCAACCCGAUCGUGGAUUUAAAUUGGCCGCUACUCUCGGAAAAGUAUCCGACGAUCCCGAGGAGGUGGUCGAAUUUCUGCGAAAAGUGGCGGCCGAGGAUAUCGUGAAAGCUCAGCCUACUAUCCUCACGUUGGAGGAGAAAUUCUCUUACGCUAUUCCUUUUGGGAUCAAUUGCGACGAGAUGGCGGAGAAUCCCGUUAUGCCAGAACCUAUCGACCAAUUGCUCACAAAUCCAAUCGCUAACGUACCCGUGAUAAUAAGUUACACGGCUCACGAGUACAUCAUGUUCCUAAGAGGCAGAGGUCAAAAUAUAUUAAACGUUUUGAACGAGUAUCUGCCCACGUACGUGAACAGUUUGAGAGUGUUGAAGAAGUUGGAUGACGAACAAAUCGAGGAAUUAUACGAAAUUUUGACCAAUCAAUACUUCGACGGGAAACCGAUCAACGAUAAGAAACUGCGAAAAGUGAUCGAUCUUCUCACUCUCAUUUAUUUCGAGCUACCCGCCAUUAUGACUAUAGAGGAUCGAGCGAAGAGAUCGCUUUCCUCUACUUAUCUGUGCAAAUUCUCCUUCGUUGGCAACGAGAUAUCUCUUUCGGAUCUGGUAGUGAAACGUCAAGUUUCUGGAGCGUCUCACACCGACGACGCCCCAUAUUUGAUAUAUUCACCGAGGUUGAAAAGUGACAAUCCUGAUCCACCGGCGGUCGGUACGAAAGACAGGAUUACGAUGGAACGAAUGACCAGGAUGUGGACUAAUUUCGCUAAAACGGGGAAUCCUACUUCGAUCAAAGACGAGUUCGUCAACGUCGAUUGGAAGCCUGUUACCACGAACGAUCUCUCCUACUUGGAUAUUGGCAGCAAAUUGGAAAUCCUCCCUGUUUUACCGCAUAUUUUAAGGGACGAGAUAUUGAGCACGAAUAAAAAUCGAAUAGUAAAGGAAAAAAGGCGAAUCAUGCCGUCUAUUUUCUUUAACAAGGAAGAAGGGAACAGACGGUGGCUCUGGUGA
Messenger RNA from Apis laboriosa (Himalayan honeybee), 1686 nucleotides. Its product is annotated as juvenile hormone esterase-like. Lineage: Eukaryota; Metazoa; Arthropoda; Insecta; Hymenoptera; Apidae. The record is from RefSeq and is a predicted model, not a curated record. The coding region runs from base 10 to 1686 and encodes 558 amino acids. The transcript has 8 exons.